Molecule: messenger RNA, 751 nt
Organism: Tetranychus urticae (two-spotted spider mite)
Lineage: Eukaryota; Metazoa; Arthropoda; Arachnida; Trombidiformes; Tetranychidae
Product: transmembrane protein 14C
Biological process (GO): regulation of heme biosynthetic process
Cellular component (GO): mitochondrial membrane
Source: RefSeq, a predicted model, not a curated record
UUGAGUUUCUUUGUCUAUGUUUUGUCCGUUGUUGAAUUAAACUUGCUCUAUCAACUUAUCAUGAUUAUUCAAUGUGUCUAAUCUUAUGAGUAUUUUCUUUGUAAUUUUAUUCACCCGAAGUGUUGAAUUGUCAAUUUUUAAAUGUUUUUAAAAUCAACAAACCUUAUAAUUUUAUUAAGUAUCAUCUUCGUCACUGCAAUGGCUGAUGAAGUAAAUGACGAUGCUCAUCAAAAAAAUUCAGGGGCCAACACAUCUGUUGCUGAUAACAAAAUAAAUCGUUUGUUUGGUUUAACAGUACCAUUUGACGUUCUUUCUGUAUUACUCGGUUUCAUUGUGAUUUCUGGUGGCUUAGUUGGAUAUUUGAAAGCCGGAUCAAUACCAUCCCUUGUCGCUGGACUUGUGUUCGGAAUACUCAUCUUUAUCGGUUCCUACUUUUCUUCUCGUGAUGCAACUAAUGUUUACCCACUUCUCGUUACUUGUGUAAUUCUAUUUGGAUUGAUGGCCUGGAGAUUCUUGAAAAGCUACAAAUUCAUGCCUGCUGGUUUAGUUGCUUCAUUAUCUGGAAUCAUGAUUCUCCGCUACAUAUAUAUUUUAGUGUUAAAUCGUUCAACAUGAUACUUUCUCCGGUAAAAUAAUUAAGUUAAAGUUCAAAUCUCUAUGGAAUGAUUAAGAGCAAUACAGAACAAACAGUUUACUUUAUCGAUAUUCUUAGAAAUGGUUUUCUCAGUUCCUUAAAAAGUUAACUUCAUUA